This is a messenger RNA of Oppiella nova, 339 nucleotides long. Lineage: Eukaryota; Metazoa; Arthropoda; Arachnida; Sarcoptiformes; Oppiidae. The record is from the annotation of a GenBank genome assembly.
ACAACAUUUGAAUCAACAAAACAUUGAAUUGUGUUUUCAUUGGAUUGAGUGGUCAGUGGAUUCAGUAGUCAGUGAAGACACAAUUGAAGGAUGAGUUCAACGAAGAAGUUAUCGCAGAAGGAGUUGAGGGAAAUGAUGAGAGAUAGGGUGCAAUCCAAAGACAGUCAAAGCCUGCCAUCGGAUGACAAGAAGAAGACAAUAGACUCGCCGUUAGCUCGAUAUGACUCACGAGGAAUACUGUCGUGUAUUAUCUGUCAACAGACCAUCUCUUCAGCCACUCUCUGGUCAUCGCAUAUCAUCUCGAAGUCACACAAAAUGAAAAUGGAUGAAAUGAAGAGA